Molecule: messenger RNA, 1608 nt
Organism: Salarias fasciatus (jewelled blenny)
Lineage: Eukaryota; Metazoa; Chordata; Actinopteri; Blenniiformes; Blenniidae
Product: zinc finger protein 41 homolog
Exons: 2
Coding region: 18-947 (309 amino acids)
Biological process (GO): regulation of transcription by RNA polymerase II
Molecular function (GO): DNA-binding transcription factor activity, RNA polymerase II-specific; RNA polymerase II cis-regulatory region sequence-specific DNA binding
Source: RefSeq, a predicted model, not a curated record
ACCAAGCUGCGUUAUGCAUGUGUGUUUUUGGGGGCGUUUUAAUGUGCGAGUCUUCAGCAGGUGAAGUAAUAAUGUCCUCUGUUCAGGAUUUGAGACAUUUUAUAAACGAGCGGCUGACCGCUGCCGCUGUGGAAAUAUUCUCAGCGUUUGAACAAACUAUCAUCCGAUACGAGGAAGAGACGGAGCGACACCGCAGACUGCUGGAAAACAUCUGGAAACCCGAAUCAGAGCUGCAGCAGCAUCAGGAGGCCAAGCAGCUGCUUUGCAACCAGGAGAGCAACACCAGCCCAGGUGAUCAGGAACCAGAACCUCCGCUGAUUAAAGAGGAACAACAUGAUCUCUUCAGCCAGGAUGGACAGCAGCAUGUACUGAAGCAAGAGGAAGACACUCUCAGUGGACAAGAGUCAGACGGCGACCGGCUCCCAGCGGAGAGGCCAGAGCAUCACGUCGACUCAGGAUCAACUAGAAACAUGCAGCUGAAGUUACUUCCUCCCAUGUCUGAGAGCCAGAGUGACACAGAAGUGUCCCCAAAGUCUGUUACAUGUGACUUCUGUGGAAAAAUGUUCAAGAAACUAUCCACAAUGAAAAGACACCAGAGAAUCCACACGGGUGAGAAGCCGCAUUCCUGUGAAACGUGUGGGAAAGGUUUCAGAGACAGCUCAGUCUUGUUGCGCCACAUGAGAACACAUACAGGCGAGAAGCCGUAUGCCUGUGCGUCAUGUGGGAAAGGUUUCAAAGAUAAUUCUGUCUUGUUGCGCCAUAUGAGGAUUCACACCGGCGAGAAACCGUAUUCAUGUAGGACGUGUGGGAAAAGUUUCAAAGACAGUUCUGCUCUGCUGCGGCACAUUAAGAUUCACAGUGUCGAGAAGCUGCAUGUGAGCAGAUUUGUGGAAAAGAUUUAUUUGCAAAACACGCUUGAGCAGUCACAUGAAGAUUCACACGAGUGAAAAGCCGUAUUCCUGCAAAACGUGUGGGAAAAGUUUCAAAUUCAACUUCAAAUUGGUGUAUCAUGAAAAAAACUCACACCGACGAGAAGUCCUGCUUCUGCGACACCUGCGGGAAAACGUUUACUGAUCCAUCCACGAUCAAAAGGCACACGAGGAUCCACACGGGCGAGAGGCCGUAUUCCUGGAAGAUAUGUGGGAAAACUUUUAGAGAUAAUUAUAAAUUGCUUUGUCACAUGAAAACUCACACAAGCGGGAAGUUAUGUUGAAAUGUCUGCAGUGAAAGAAACAUGCUUUAUGUGCUCAUACAAGCCAAUAGGAGAUUUUCUUUCAUGACGUCACCUGGGAAAUCACCACUUCCUCUGAUUGUUGAAAAGCUGCAUGAUAUGAUACCUGUAAAAUGUUUUGUGAGCUGAUAUCAUACAGAGUAAUACGCAGCUAAUUAAAUGUGAUUUUCAUCUUUUGUCAGACUCCGCCUACAUUUUGAGAUGCACCUUUGAAUGUACCGACAAUCACUGAACAACUCCCAUUCUGAAGAAAUCUUUAAAACUUUCAAAAACAUGCACUAUUAGAGGGUGGUGCAGUAUUUUAUAUUUUUAAAUUGUGAUAUAGGUUUUCCUGAAUUACAGAAUGUAUAUCUUGUUCAGAUUUGUGUGGGUUUUUU